Messenger RNA from Mytilus californianus (California mussel), 2240 nucleotides. Its product is annotated as glutamic acid-rich protein-like. The record is from RefSeq and is a predicted model, not a curated record. The transcript is spliced from 2 exons. The coding region runs from base 95 to 2113 and encodes 672 amino acids. NCBI's taxonomy places the organism in Eukaryota, Metazoa, Mollusca, Bivalvia, Mytilida, Mytilidae.
AUUUGAAGUCACUCAAUGCACUGGGUACAGUAGAAAAUGUAAGAAACAACAUAUAUCAGAUAAGUGGAAGACGCAAAAUUGAGAAAUAGACGAUAUGGAGAAGGAAAUUGCUUCUACAGAGGCAAUUAGUCCGCAGGAGGACACGCAUGCGUCAGAAAAGUCUGGUGAUACUUACGCGAUAGAAAAGACUGGUGAUCCUUACGCGACAGAAAAGACUGGUGACAACCACGAGUCAGAAAAUGCUCAAACAUUGAACAAAAAGAUAUAUUCGCCAAAAAAGGAACAUUCACCGAAAUACCAUCCAAAUGUCCAAAAGGCGCCCGAAUCUAAAAUAAAACACCUUUCAAGUAAUUCUCGUCUUUCAAGAAAAGAAACUCAUCAGUUAGAGAAAGACACACAGGAAGAAGACGAAAACCCAAAAGAUAUCCACCAAAUAUCACAUUUAAAAGAGACAAAGCACGGAAAAGCUACACAUUCAAAAGAGAAAACUCAUGCAAAGGAUGCACAUCCAAAGGAGAAACAUCAUACAAAGAAGACACAUACACAAAAGACACACCAUGUGAAUGAGGUACAUCUAAAUGAGACACAUCAUGUAAAGGAAGCACAUCCCAAGAAGACACUCAAUGAUAAUGAAAUUAAUUCAAAAGAGACGCAUUAUGCACCAGAGACACACCAUAAGGAAAAACACCAUAUAAAGAAAUCACACACAACAGACUCACACCAUGUAAAAGUAGCACAUCCAAAACAGACACAUGAUGUAAAAGAAGCACAUCCACAUAAUGUAAAAGGAGCACAUCCAAAAGAGAAACAUGAUGUAAAAGAAGCACAUUCACACCAUGUAAAAGGAGCACAUCCAAAAGAAAAACAUGAUGUAAAAGAAGCCCAUUCACACCAUGUAAAAUCAGUACAUCCAAAAGAAAAACAUGAUGUAAAAGAAGCACAUUCCCACCAUGUAAAAGUUACACAUCCAAAAGAGAAACAUGAGGUAAAAGAAGCCCAUUCACACAAUGUAAAAGAAGCACAUCCAAAAGAGAAACAUGAUGUACAAGUAGCACAUCCCCACCAUGUAAAAGAAGCACAUCCAAAAGAGAAACAUGAUGUCAAAGAAGCACAUACACACCAUGCAAAAGAGAAACAUGAUGUAAAAGUAGCACAUCCAAAAGAGAAACAUGAUGUAAAAGUAGCACAUCCCCACAAUGUAAAAGAAGCACAUCCAAUAGAGAAACAUGAUGUCAAAGAAGCACAUACACACCAUGCAAAAGAGAAACAUGAUGUAAAAGUAGCACAUCCAAAAGAGAAACAUGAUGUAAAAGUAGCACAUCCAAAAGAGAAACAUGAUGUAAAAGUAGCUCAUCCAAAGGAGAAACAUGAUGUAAACGAGGUACAUUCACACAAUGUAAAAGUAGCACAUCCAAAAGAGAAACAUGAUAUAAAAGUAGCACAUCCAAAAGAGAAACAUGAUGUAAAAGUAGCACAUCCAAAAGAGAAACAUGAUGUAAAAGUAGCACAUCCAAAAGAGAAACAUGAUGUAAAAGAGGAACACCAAAAACAGGAACACAAAGCAAAUGAGGGACAUGCGAAGGAAAUGCAUAAUGUUAAGGGUGUAUAUGCAAAGGGGACACACCAGGAAAAGGAGAGGCAUCUAAGUGAGAUACAUCAUGUUAAGAAGGCACAUACAAAAGGGCUACAUGUAAAGGAUCAUCAAGAGAAGAAUGUAAAUAACAAAAAGGAAAAACAACCAGCACAGGAAAAUGAUCUAAUCGAAAAACAAUCAGCAGAGGAAAACGAUCCAAUCGAAAAACAAGCAACAGAGAAAAACGAUCCAAUCGAAAAACAACCAGCAGAGGAAAACGAUCCAAUCGAAAAACAACCAACAGAGGAAAAAGAUCCAAUCGAAAAACAACCAGCAGAGGAAAAUGAUCCAAUCGAAAAACAAGCAACAGAGGAAAAUGAUGCAAUCGAAAAACAACCAACAGAGAAAAAUAAUAUAAUUGAAACACAACCAGAUGAUAACUGUGAAAAUGACAAGCAACCAACAGAUGCAAACAGUGAAAAUGACACACAACCAACAGACGCAAACAGUGAAAAUGACACACAACCAAGAGGACACUAAUGAUACAAUCAAUACAGAAGAAUGAUGUAAAUACAUGAAAUACAGAAGAAUGAUGUAAAUGCAUGAAAUACAGAAGAAUGAUGUAAAAACAUGAAAUACAGAAAAAUGAUGUAAUACAUGAAAUAAA